This is a messenger RNA of Zingiber officinale, 2646 nucleotides long. RefSeq names its product probable inactive ATP-dependent zinc metalloprotease FTSHI 3, chloroplastic. The transcript is spliced from 7 exons. Gene Ontology annotation, biological process: proteolysis. The coding region runs from base 217 to 2265 and encodes 682 amino acids. The record is from RefSeq and is a predicted model, not a curated record. NCBI's taxonomy places the organism in Eukaryota, Viridiplantae, Streptophyta, Magnoliopsida, Zingiberales, Zingiberaceae. Gene Ontology annotation, cellular component: chloroplast thylakoid; membrane. Gene Ontology annotation, molecular function: metalloendopeptidase activity; ATP-dependent peptidase activity; ATP hydrolysis activity.
AUAAAGUCAGAGUGCCACGUGGAUAAAGUCAGAUGUAAAAAAAACAAAAAAAAUCAAGGAUAAUGUGGAAGAAUGGAAGAAGAAGAAGACGGCGGAGGAGGAACGGGCGCAGAACUCUUGAUGGAAGCGUAGGUGCACUUCUUUAAAUUAUAUAUAACUUUCCUUGAUGAUCUAUUGGUUUCGAAACCGAAGAGAUUCUUGUACAUAAGAAUUGAAAUGAGCCUAUUUCCCUUGGUUUUAGUUAAUCGAGUUUUUAGCCCCUGUCGGUCUUCUUCUUUCAAUUGGCCAAAUUUGUUCUCUAAUAGGAGGAGAUUGGAUUUCCAAGUAGGAAAAAUCUCGUCUUUGGUGGAAGGACACUGGAAUUUAUCUUCUUUUUAUCACAAAUCCCAAUUUCCCUCCUUGCGGAGUUCUCGUAAAUCAAGAUUAUCAUCAAAAUGUAAUAGGAUAACACUUGCAAAGGUUGAUAGGAGCAAAGAGCGGCAUACCCAGUUUGGGAUAGAAGGGAAGCCUAGGUCGAGAAGACAGUUCUCUCUUCGGCUUCGCCCGAGGCUGCGGUUACUCUCAGACAGUCUCAAGAGAUUUACGGUUCAACAGUUCACAAAAAAUGCUAGGAUCGCACUGAACAGAAAUGCAAAGAAGCUUACAUUAUCUGUUUGGUUUUCCCUUGUAUUGGGUUUGUUUUUUGUGUUCUUGAAGUACACAUCUAGACCUGCUUCAGUAGACGUUCCAUAUUCUGAGUUUGUAUCCAAUCUUCAGAGUGGAAGUGUGUCUGCUGUACAAUUUGAAGAGGAUUCUCGGUAUAUUUACUUCAAUAGGAAUUCUGAUGAUCAAACGGUAGCAGAGGGCUUGUCACUAGCUGCUGAUGACCUAGACGUCCAUGCACAAGGAUCUAAAAGCACCUCAUCUGUAAGAGAGAGAGGUGGUACUUCUAUUCUAAAGUGGCGGUACUCUACGAGAAGGAUCAACCAUGAUGAGAGCUUUCUUCUUGGGUUAAUGAGAGAGAAAGGAACUGCAUACAGUUCUGCUCCACAAUCUGCGCACCAAUUAUUGAGAAGCCUUGUGAUGACAUCGAUUACUUUGUGGAUCCCAUUAGCUCCAAUGGUGUGGUUGCUCUAUCGCCAAUUUUACUCGGGCAAUAGUCAUGCAAAGAAACGACGGCCUAGUAAGCAAUCUGUUAGCUUUGAUGAUGUGGAGGGAGUUGAUUCAGCAAAACUAGAACUAAUGGAGAUAGUCUCUUGCUUACAAGGAACAAUAAACUACAAAAAAUUAGGAGCAAAAUUGCCCAGAGGAAUACUGCUUGUUGGACCUCCAGGGACAGGGAAGACCUUGUUAGCUCGUUCAGUUGCUGGAGAAGCAGGAGUUCCUUUCUUCUCAGUUUCUGCCAGUGAAUUUGUAGAACUGUUUGUUGGAAGAGGAGCAGCACGUGUAAGAGACCUUUUUAAUGUGGCUAAAGAAUGUUCACCAUCAAUAGUGUUUAUUGAUGAGCUUGAUGCAGUGGGAGGAAAGCGUGGAAGAAGUUUUAAUGAUGAGCGGGACCAAACACUAAACCAGUUGCUGACAGAAAUGGAUGGGUUUGAGUCAGACACUAAGGUGAUUGUUAUUGCAGCGACUAAUAGACCAGAAGCGCUAGACCCUGCUCUUUGUAGACCUGGACGUUUCUCAAGGAAGGUGCUGGUUGGGGAACCAGAUUUUGAAGGGCGUAAAAAAAUCCUGGCUGUUCAUCUAAGACAAGUACCAUUGGAUGAAGAAAUUGAGAUUAUCUGUGAUCUUAUUGCAUCUUUGACCACAGGCCUUGUUGGUGCUGAUCUUGCAAACAUUAUAAAUGAGGCUGCACUGCUCGCUGCUCGAAGAGACAUAUCUUAUUUCCCGUCCUCACCUAUUCCGACUCGUCAAAGGGAGGAGGAUGAUUUGUUGAUGUAUUCUAUCACAUCCUCCACACCCAUCCUGGAAUCGACUAUGAUCAAGUCUCCUAUUAUUCAAGUCUACUCCAGACGUCAACCUCUUGAUUCAUGUCCUACACCUACUACUUUGUCAUCAAAUCAAGUCUCGAGCGAUGAUCUUUCUAUUGCGUUAUGCAAAGGUGCAGAGACUGUAACCAGAGAUGACAUGAUGGAGGCAGUAGAGCGAGCAAAAUUUGGCAUUAAUCAAAAACGUAGCUCUCCAAUGACGAUAAGUAAGAGUCUUGCUAAACUAUUUCCAUGGAUGCUGACUUCAAUAGGAAAAGAUGGUUUUCAAGGUCUGAUGGGCUACCAAACAUUGAGCUAAUGUUUAUUGUUGAGGCAUGGCUACACAGAAUCGUGCUAGUAACAACCAGAAAAUACCCAAAGCAGCAAUUUUUUUCUUCAUAUUUUAUAAUGAUUUGUUGAUUUGGUAAGCAUCUCUCGGUUUAAAAUAUGCCAGGAAAAAAAUGUAAAUUUGAAGCAUAUCAAAGAGUGACUUGCCAAAAUUUAGGUAUUGAACAUUAUGUAAUUCAAGGGAGACUCAUUUUUAUUCAGCUGUAUUCAUCUUCCACAAGAUGUGACCAGAGAUAUCUAUAUGUUAGAGCAAAGAUGAUAACCCUCAUGCUAGACGGUCUAGUAUCGCUGGCUCCAACAGAGAUAUCUAUGCAUACACUUACAAGCAAUGUGCAAAGGAUGUUCAUCUAUU